This is a messenger RNA of Rotaria sp. Silwood1, 1518 nucleotides long. Lineage: Eukaryota; Metazoa; Rotifera; Eurotatoria; Philodinida; Philodinidae. The record is from the annotation of a GenBank genome assembly.
AUGGCUACCGCAGUGAAACAUACUUCUGCAGCUGACAAAACAUUAGAUGGUAUGCUUCUAGAAAUGUUUCAUCUUGUUUGGCUAGAUGCUGGAUCAAGCAGUCCAGAUGGUCGUCAUACUGAACAGCAAUUGCGUUCAAUUAUAAAUCAUUUGGUAAAAUUUCAAGAUGUUCAUGAAUGUGAGGAAUAUAUUAAAGCACAGUCUUCGAAUGAACGAAUUGUUAUGGUUGUCAGUGGUCAAUUAGGACGCAAAAUCGUUCCUAAUAUUCAUCUUCUUCGACAAGUUAUAUCAAUAUAUGUCUAUUGUAUGGAUGUAGUAGCCCAUAAAAUAUGGACUCAGAACUAUAGAAAAGUAAAAGGCGUUGUUGUUGAACUUAACGAACUUAUAAAACGGAUUCAAGGUGAUCAUAAAAUUCAAAAGAAGAUGGAAGAACCUCUAUCGAUAAAUAUAUUUACAACAAAUACAUUAACAGAAGGCGUAUCAACAACAGGCAUAAAUAAUAAUUUUCUCUUUUCACAAGUCUUUAUGGAUUGCCUUAUUCGACUAAAAUAUACUGAAGCUGAUCAAAAAGAAUUGAUAGAAUUUUGUAAACAGAAAUAUAAAGGUAAUAAUUUUGAACUGAGUAAUAUUGGUGAAUUUCAAGAGCAUUAUUCAUCUGAAAAUGCUUUACGAUGGUAUACGCGAGAAUCAUUUUUUUACAAGACACUUAAUGCUGCUCUUCGUCAGUCAGAUAUUCAUGCAAUAUUUCUUUUUCGUAAAUAUAUUGCUGAUAUUCAACAACAAUUGAAAAAUCGUCAAGUUCGCAAUUCUAUUCGAAUUUAUCGUUGUCAAAUGAUAUCAAAUAAUGAAUUAGAAACUUUAAGAAAGUCAUGUGGUCAAUUCAUUUCGAUCAAUUCAUUUUUUUCUACUAGUAUCUAUAAAGACAAUGCUCUUAAAUUUCUUAAGACACCUGAUGAUACAGAAAACUUAGCUAGUGUGUUAUUCGAAAUUGACGCUAAUCCUCAAAUGGCUAUAACGAGACCAUUUGCCGCUCUUGGAGAAUUGAGCGAAUAUAAAGAUGAAGCUGAAGUACUCUUCAUGAUCGGUUCGAUUUUUCGAUUAGACAAAGUUAAGCGUAACGAUAUUAACCAAGUUUGGAUCGUUCGAAUGAUAUUGUGUAAUGAUGAAGAACAUGUUUUGAAAGAAGUUCUCAUGGAUAUGAAAGAGAAAUUUGUGCAUGACGAAACAAACCUUCUCAUACUAGGAAAAUUUUUGUGGGAGAUGGCAAAGCCAAAUUUCGCGGAAAAGUAUUAUAAGCGUAUGUUAAAUCAACUUUCACUUGAUGAUCCAACACUUAUUGAUUUGUAUAUGGAAUUGGCCACAACUGAAUUGCAGGCUGGUCAUCAAGAGGAGUCUUUGAAAUGGCGUCAAAAAGCAAGUGAACUGAAGAAAAAGCUUCCAUUAAGUUCUUCGUUCAAUAAUAGUAAACCAAAGAAAUCUAUAGGUAAGUUAAUUAAAAUACUUAGUUUAUUCUAUUGA